AUGCUCAACCUGCAGCUCGGCAUCAGGCACGCAGUAGGAAAGCAAGGUCCAAUUACGCUUGAUCUUAAGUCAUCAGCUUUUGACCCGAAGGAGAAAGUAUGGACAAGGUUCCCUCCGGAAGGCUCAAAAUACACCCCUCCACACAGUUCAUGUGAUUUCAAAUGGAAGGAUUACUGCCCGCAAGUAUUCCGGACAUUGCGCAAGUUGUUCAAGGUUGAUGCCGCAGACUAUAUGCUCUCUCUUUGUGGAGACCAGGCUCUCCGGGAGCUCUCAUCUCCUGGUAAGAGUGGAAGCUUCUUUUAUCUCACGAGCAAUGACCAGUACAUGAUAAAGACGAUGAAGAAAUCUGAAGUGAAGAUAUUUCUGAAGAUGCUUCGAGCUUAUUAUAAUCAUGUCAGAUCAUUUGAGAACACUCUCGUCACAAAGUUUUUUGGUCUUCACUGUGUCAAAUUAGCUGGAGCUAACCAAAAGAAGGUUCGUUUUGUCAUAAUGGGAAAUCUAUUCUGCUCCGAUUACUCUAUUCAUAGGCGAUUUGACCUGAAAGGUUCAUCCCUUGGACGUACAACUGAUAAGCCACAGACAGAGAUUGAUGAGUACACUACUCUGAAGGAUCUUGAUCUCAACUUCAUAUUUCGAUUGCAAAAACAUUGGUACCAAGAGUUCCAAAGACAAGUCGACAGGGACUGCGAGUUUCUGGAGCAGGAAAAUAUCAUGGAUUAUAGUCUUCUGGUUGGUGUACAUUUUAGGGAUACUAGGGAUAGGCUAUUGACCGGAGGUUCAUUUGAUAGUGACAGCAGCAGAGGAUCGUCACCUCACUUGUCUAGAGGAGAUACGGAUCCAAACAGGUUAGCCAAGAUAAAACUUGGGUCAAACAUGCCGACAAGAGCUGAACGGACAAUAAGAAAGAGUGACUGUGAAGUGCAGAUUAUGGGAGAGCCUACCGGGGAGUUCUACGAUGUCAUACUAUAUUUUGGGAUCAUAGACAUACUCCAAGAUUACGAUAUCAGUAAAAAGCUUGAGCAUGCGUACAAGUCUUUCCAAUAUGACCCAACAUCCAUUUCGGCAGUCGAUCCAAAGCAGUACUCGAGACGGUUCAGAGAUUUCGUAUUCAAGGCGUUCCAAGAAGACAAGUUCGAUUUGUGA
Miscanthus lutarioriparius is the source of this 1143-nucleotide messenger RNA. The record is from the annotation of a GenBank genome assembly. Lineage: Eukaryota; Viridiplantae; Streptophyta; Magnoliopsida; Poales; Poaceae.